Messenger RNA from Pygocentrus nattereri (red-bellied piranha), 3369 nucleotides. It is a transcript of the gene sult4a1, whose product is annotated as sulfotransferase family 4A, member 1. Gene Ontology annotation, cellular component: cytoplasm. The transcript has 7 exons. NCBI's taxonomy places the organism in Eukaryota, Metazoa, Chordata, Actinopteri, Characiformes, Serrasalmidae. The record is from RefSeq and is a predicted model, not a curated record. Gene Ontology annotation, molecular function: sulfotransferase activity. Gene Ontology annotation, biological process: sulfation. The coding region runs from base 174 to 1028 and encodes 284 amino acids.
CCCCACCGAUUACAUCAUCACGGACCAACGCGAUUGGCUGACGGUCCAGGCGCUCUGCAAACCAGCACGUCUGCGCCAAAGCAUCGACACUACCUGACAUCAAAUGCCUCUUUUUCUGUCCUCCAAGUGAAAAAAAAAAUCCCCGAAACUUUUUGUCCGCGCUCUCUCUGAAGAUGGCAGAAAGCGAGGUGGACACACCGAGCACGCCGAUAGAGUACGAGAGCAAAUACUUCGAGCAUCAUGGAGUUCGCCUGCCUCCCUUCUGCAGAGGGAAGAUGGACGAGAUCGCCAACUUCUCCCUCAGAAGUAGCGACAUAUGGAUCGUUACUUACCCCAAAUCAGGCACGAGUUUGUUGCAGGAGGUAGUGUAUCUAGUCAGUCAGGGGGCGGACCCAGAUGAGAUUGGACUUAUGAAUAUUGAUGAGCAGCUUCCAGUGUUGGAGUACCCACAGCCUGGAUUAGAUAUUAUUCAGGAGCUGACAUCACCUCGCCUGAUCAAAAGUCACCUGCCCUAUCGCUUCCUCCCCACGGCCAUGCACAAUGGGGAGGGCAAGGUGAUCUACAUGGCCAGGAACCCUAAAGACCUGGUGGUUUCCUACUACCAGUUUCACCGUUCCUUAAGAACCAUGAGCUACCGUGGAACCUUCCAGGAGUUCUGCCGACGCUUCAUGAACGACAAGUUGGGAUACGGCUCCUGGUUUGAGCACGUGCAGGAGUUCUGGGAGCAUCGCAUGGACUCAAAUGUCCUCUUCCUGAAAUACGAGGAUAUGUACAAGGACCUGGGCACGCUGGUGGAGCAACUGGCACGGUUUCUGGGUGUCUCGUGUGAUAAGGCCCAGCUGGAGAGUAUGGUGGAGAGCUGCAAUCAGCUGAUUGAGCAGUGCUGCAACUCAGAGGCUUUGUCCAUCUGCAGGGGUCGUGUGGGCCUGUGGAAGGACAUCUUCACUGUGUCCAUGAACGACAAGUUUGAUGCUGUGUACCGACAGAAGAUGGGCAAGUCUGACCUGACCUUUGACUUUGGUCUGUGAAAAAGCCCCACAGCCACUGGACUCUGCCAAUCAACCGAUCAACCAAUCAAACCACCUGCUCUGCUUGACACAAUCUGCACCUGCUAGAAUGGCCCAUCCGCUAAAGUUCAUUUUACCUGUCCUCGUUUCUCUCAUUCCAUCUCUGGCUUGACUUUGCUUAACAUGUGUUGUAAGAAGGUGCUCCUAGGUAGAGGUCUUGAAUCAGCAUGGCACGGGUAAUGUGAGAACGAUAUACCUGAUUCAAGGUUAGUGUGUAGGGGCAUGUCCUGCCCGGAGCUUCAUCUUGUGUGUUUGCAGUGUGUUUGUGUAUCAGCAGUGCUUCAGCCUGGUGACAAGUGUGAGUAAAAUGCUUGGUGCAUUGCACAUUGUAUAGAGCUUUUCCUACAGUAUACAGUCCUAAAAAGGUGUAUUUAUCAAAAUAUGGGAAAGAAUAAUUUAUAUUCCGUACACCAAAACCUCAUUACAAAACUCGGAGAGGAAUUCCAAGAUGUUUUCUGUUUGGUUGAUGUUUGAGAUUCUUCAGAUUUGUGUAAUGAUUGGCUAGUUGCUGUACUGUACACACCAGUGGUGAACUGUGACCUUCAGUUUGGGCCAAACAAUAAUGCUAAUUUCUGCUACUACGUCUAUGGGAUUCUAGUACUAUGUUAGCGCUAAGCCAACAGCAAUGAACAUGUGAAUGCAAAUGUGUGAAGCUUGUAAAAUACUUAACAUGAUUAUGUUUGAAGCUUAUAAAAGACAUUAACUUACAUUUAAUCUUCUGAGAGUUUUACCUCCAAAAGGCCGAGACCAACAAUUUUUCUCCUGCCCAUUGUAAAUCAAAAUUGGCUGGUGAUUAAUUGAUUCCUCAAUCAGGUCCUAUUUAUAUUAUUGGCUAAUCUGACCACCUUUAGGCCUUUAAUUCAGCUCCUGAAGUCCUAACCAAUGGGAGAGCUCACUUGACCAUAUCUGUCUAGAUACCAAAGAGAAAAAUAACCGAUUGGAUCAUUUUCCAUUGUAUGUUUAACCUUUUCAUCUGCACCGAAAGCCAAACCAUGAAAUAUGAGAGUUACUACAGUGACUACAGACUUAAAAUACAACACACCUGAUGAUUCUAUUAAACAGAAAAGAACUACAAAUUACAAACAUCCAUUUCACAGUAAUCGUUAGGCCUUCUCUGAAGGCCUAAGAGGCCCUGAGGGUUCCCCACUGGUAUACGCAGCUGUCCAAUCACAGGUAGUGAGCCUCAAUGAUGAAAGAUGAUUGGUUUAGAUAUUAAUAUAUUUGUAUGUGACUAUCAUCACCCUGGUUUCUAUGGUAUACUCUUAGUUCUCAGAGAAAUGACUGAUGUUCUGGUGCAUAUUGUUUUAGUCCUCUGCAGUGAACAGUAUUACAGAUUAAGUUGUGCACUCGUGCAUGGAUACUUGUCAGUGUACUGUAUGUGUGAGUGUGUGUGCGUGUGUAUGGGUUUCCCUCUAUCAACGAGCAAUAUCUCAUCAUUAAUGAGCAGCCUGGCAUUUGUGUACGCUCUGUGUUGAUAUGGUCGGCAUAAUGCCUUCUGCUCUGAGCUCAGCACCGCUACUCCAGUCCUUUCAUUCAUCUAAAAGAUUAAGGGGCAGAGUGAGUGGGCUCCUCCUGGUAACACUUUACAUAAAGAUACACUACAGUAUGUCAUACGCAGUAAACUAUGAUGCUCCAUAUUGUUCUGAAAGGUGUCUUGCUUUGAUCUGGUGUUACUGUCACAUGCUUAUCAUUUCAAGUUGAUUCAUGCUUAGACUAGGUGGUGAUAAAAAGCCAGCUCCAGGUAAAGUGUUGCCAGACUUACUCAGAUGACAAUACCAGCACUCAUAUGAACCAUUUCAGAGCCCAUGCACCCCCAUACAUGACAUUACCUACAUACCUACAUAACUUCCGCUUCCAAACUUCACGGUUCCUGUCAAAGAAAUUAGGCCAUUAUAUGUUUUCAAUGCCUUGUCCUAUGACCCGCAGAGUUACUACAGUUCUCAUAUCCGGAAAAACUCGAAAUAUUUUUCCUUCACUAGACGGCUAGACGUCACACCCUUAUCUUACAACAGUUAUUUUGCACAAUCCACAUGCCCCCCAGUUACUGGGCCCAGUCUCUGGCACUUCUGAAUGUCUUUAACUGUGUGGAUGUACAGCACCAUUCAGAUCCACUGUUACACAGGCAUCUACUGACGCCACUACUUCAGUACUUCUCUCUCUUUCUGGCUCACACAUUACCUACAAUAUCUACACACCUUGUGCCGCUGGGUUGCCUUUCAAACUCUGGGUGGGGGGCGCAAUCGCGUUGUUCUUUUCAUGCUUGCUUGUUUGUUUAUUAAUAAAGUCAUGUCUUCAGGCCUUG